This is a messenger RNA of Colletotrichum graminicola M1.001, 1533 nucleotides long. RefSeq lists its product as uncharacterized. The transcript is spliced from 2 exons. NCBI's taxonomy places the organism in Eukaryota, Fungi, Ascomycota, Sordariomycetes, Glomerellales, Glomerellaceae. The coding region runs from base 1 to 1533 and encodes 510 amino acids. The record is from RefSeq and is a predicted model, not a curated record.
AUGAGUGACAGUGAAAAAGAGGACCUUGCAGUCUAUAGCGGAACUGCCUCGUGCCAGGCAAGAUGUGGCCCAAGAGAAGACCUCCUCGUCCAUGGCAUUCGACACGUCCAAGGCUUCGCCACGUCCUCAGAGGUCACACGCGUCUGCUCGGGUGUCGACCUUUACGCCAGGGCCCGCAACGCCCGUCUCAUCAUGAGUAACACUAUCCCAGACAUGGCCUCUCCGGCGGAGAAGCCAUACUGCAUCUGGUAUCCUGACGUUGCCACCGAGGACACCUAUCGCGGGAUUGCCCGUCGGUACCCGGACAUGCGCUACCAAAACCCACGGCCGGGAGCUUGCCUGAACGGAGACACCGCCGUGCGGUCUUCCCUGCAACGCCACGCGAGCGCCGAAGAGAUCGAAGCCACCUCUGAGGAGGAGUUCUCACUGCGCCACUGGCCUGAGCACUACUUUGAUAUCCAGGAAGACUCUAAUGCUGGUUCUUACAAGUGGCCCUUCCCUGGAUGCGCUGUCUUACGGGGUAGGGACAUUGACCUUCUGCACCAGCCCCUCCCUCGAGACUUGCCUCCUGUUAACAAGGACAUCUUGAUCCUUAUGGCCGCCUGGGACGGCAACAUCGAUCGAUACGCUCGCCUGCGCUGCCCAGUCACUCUCCCGAACGAGAUCUCGGCUGUUGUGCGUGGGGCCUACCACCACACGCCGUUCGCGCGGUGGCUUGAAACGUCCAUUGACGACGCCUUCCCCUGCCAAUACGAAAGUGACCUAAUUUGGCAAGCCAUCCACGCAAGAUUUAUUAUGAAUGACGAUGUAUCCCGCAUAGACAGGGAACUCAGGGGCAAAAGGCUUCCCGAGUUGUUCUGGUGGCCUCACUGCCCGCACGAGUAUACCCUGCGCGAGCUGGCGUGGCGCCGGCCCGACCUAGAACACCAAGUCACGCUCGCCUGCAUCGCCGGGAACUACCGCGAUCUUUUCCUUGAACUCUCAAAGGGAGCGAAGCCGACGCAGCAGCAACGGGAGGCCGCAAUCCUGUCGCCGAACGAAUUCUACCGGAAGCAUCUAGAGCGGGGCGCCAAAGAGGAGGGGGUCAACCUGCGGCAGCAUAUUGGUUUUAACCUGCCAAGUGGUAAACCGUGGCCCUGGGAGUCCGCAUGGAGUAAGGACUACCUGCGACCGAAUAAGGAGUUGUAUAGGGGCUACUAUGCGUUAAGUUUGCCAGCCAAGCUCACCAACAGGCCUGACGACCAUGAUGAAGACUGGGACGAAGAGUAUUACCCGCCUGAGGACAACCUUCUGAACUACCACAUGCAUCUGCAAUUAGGUGCUUGGCAGCGACUCAUUAGUGCGACUGCUACAAUGAGGCAGGAAGCAGAGGCUAAGGGGGGUAUCAGUCUAUAUUCUACGGCCGAGGAUGAAAAACGCAGAGCAGGACCGCGUCCUCAACCGAAGUAUCCAAAAAACGACAGCGAUAAAGUCAUGGACGACAGCACUAGGGCAUUUUUGAAGGAGUUUGAAAGAAAACUUGGUUCCCCCUAA